Molecule: messenger RNA, 1160 nt
Organism: Aspergillus costaricaensis CBS 115574
Lineage: Eukaryota; Fungi; Ascomycota; Eurotiomycetes; Eurotiales; Aspergillaceae
Product: DUF3425 domain-containing protein
Exons: 2
Coding region: 99-1112 (337 amino acids)
Source: RefSeq, a predicted model, not a curated record
CAGCAACUAAGAUUCUGUUAGCGGUCAGCAUUCAACGUGCACUCAUCUUUCCGCGAUCUACUGUCCUCGAUCAUCAAGUCAUCAUUUGAUCAUCCAAUAUGAGGGCCCGCGAUGCUUCCCCGCAGUCAGCAAACCCACAUGUCAUCUAUGUCGCUGAGAAACUCCCCGAUGAUGACUGGCACGGUGUAUCGGAUGUGAAAGAACGUAGGAGGCGCCAGAACCGGUUGAAUCAGAGAGUACGCCGCUAUAAGGCAAGACUCGCGCAAGCUCGUUCUAUCCCUUCGAACGGACACUACCAUCCAGUCACAGCGCUUCAAACGCCCUUGAAUAUAGAAUCAACUGGCGAGCUCCAAAGUACACAACCUCAUCCGCAACAAGAUGUAGAACCCGAACUCACAACCCUCACCCGCUUCUAUGGAGGCCAUAAUAGCAGCGAAGAUAGCAAAGCAACAACAACCACCCGAAACACACCAUCCAUCCAAACCAAAAUCGAUGCACUAUGUGCCAAGAUGCCUAGCACAGACAAAGUGAACAUUUUACUACAACAAUUAGCCAAGUUCCACUCCAGUUACCAGUUGAACUGUCCGCAAGCAGACCAUCUCCUCUCCCUCACGAGGAUGAAUGUCCAUCGCGCCUUCGUCGCAAAUAUGGCUACUCUCGGCAUUACAUGGGAGUGGAUGAAAGACGACUCGAUAUCUCCCUUCUCACUCGGGAGGCCUGGACAUGACUUUCCUGCUAUUCUUCCAGAUAGUCUACGGCCCACGGAGCUUCAGCGUCUAAGUCCCCACCACACUUGGAUUGAUUUGUUUCCGUGUCCCAUCAUGAGAAAUAAUCUGAUUCGGGUAGGUGAUGACUGGGAUGAUGAGGAGUUGUGUACGGAUAUCAUGGGGUUCUGGGAUGGGACUUCCACUGGACCCUAUGGGUUGAUUAUCUGGGGAGAGCCUUCUGACCCUAGAAGCUGGGAAAUUACGGAAGGAUUCUUGAAGAAAUGGGGUUGGUUGGUACAUGGAUGUGUGGAUUUGAUGUGGUCGACGAAUCAUUGGCGAGCGAAGAGAGGAGAGAGGCCGUUGUUUUCGAUGACCAAGGUGUAUCGUCAACUGGGUCAGACUUAGUUGCGGAAUUAGUCUAGGAGACAGUGAAUGAGGAACAAUGGAUGAAAG